AUGUCGGUCCCCAAGUUUAACGAUUUGUCGUUUUAUUCAGAUCCUUCCGCUCACAAGUCAAGGUAUGCCAACUUAGUCAAAACAUUUAAAAGCAAGUAUCCUAAUGACGAGAUUGAGUUUUUUGCUAGAUCCCCUGGAAGAGUCAAUUUGAUUGGUGAUCACAUAGAUUACAAUUAUUUCCCAGUAUUGCCUAUGGCAAUUGAGGUUGAUGUUGUUGCUGCUGUUUCCACAAACAAUAAUGACAUGAUUGUUAUUGCCAACACUGACAGUGCCAAGUUUCCCAAGGAAACAGUUUCCCUUGCAGAAGAGUUUACCAUUGAUCGUGAACACCACACAUGGGCCAACUACUUCAAAUGUGGAUUGAUUGUUGCUUCCAAGUUUUUGCAGGAAAAGGCAAUGACCAAGUUGAAAGGGAUGAAUAUCACAUUUAGUGGAACCGUGCCCACUGGAGGUGGAUUGUCUUCGUCAGCUGCAUUUUGCGUUGCAUCGACCUUGGCUGUGUUGUACGCAAAUGGUGUUGAAGACAUUAGUAAAGCUGAUUUGACAAGAAUUACUGUAGUUUCUGAGCACUAUCUUGGUCUCAACAAUGGAGGAAUGGACCAAUGCGCUUCGGUGUACGGCGAACAAGGCAAAGCUUUGUUUAUUCAGUUUAAACCACAGUUGAAAGGAACUCCAUUCGAGUUUCCAGUUAAAAACUUGACAUUUGUUAUUACAAAUAGUUUGCAGGUCUCAAACAAGUAUGAAACGGCUCCGAUCCACUACAAUUUACGAGUGGUGGAGAUGGCUAUUGCUGGUGAUUUGUUGGCUAAGAAAUUGAAUGUCGAAGGUAAAGAAGGUAUAGUUAAGGAUUCGAAUGUUGAUACGUACUCACUCCGUGGAGUGAUGGAUGGGUAUUGUGGAGCCUGGGAUGGCGAGGAUUUGGAUGUGGGUGUUGUCCAUUUAGAAAAAAUGAUUGAUGUUGUGGGAAAGACAUUAACGAAAGAGGGGGGAUAUACUGUUGAACAAUGUUGUGAAGAAAUGGGUCUUACCCCAGAGGAGUUUCACUCAAGAUAUCUCAAGAAAAUUCCCGUCAAGUUCGAUGUUUUAAAAUUGUAUGAACGUGCUCUUCAUGUCUAUCGCGAGAGCUUAAGAGUCUUGAAAACGCUUCAAUUGUUAUCAACAGUGGUUGAUGCAUCACAAUUUUUGCAAACAUUUGGGUCUCUUAUGAAUGAGUCACAACACGAUCUUGAUAUUUUGAAUGAGUCUUCUAAUCCCAAGUUGAAUGAAAUUUGCUCAAUUGCGCUAGCAAAUGGUGCCUAUGGUUCAAGAGUCACAGGCGCUGGUUGGGGUGGCUCAAUUGUGCAUUUAACCACGACAGAGAACUUACCUAAAUUAACAAAAAGUUUAGAGGCUUAUUAUAAGCGUGAAUUUCCUGGUAUUACCGAUGAAGAAAUACGAGAGGCUGUGAUUGAUAGUAAACCAGCAACAGGAAGUUGUUUGGUAAAGCUUGAUUUUUCACAUGCACUUCAGGGGUAA
Lodderomyces parapsilosis is the source of this 1515-nucleotide messenger RNA. RefSeq names its product galactokinase (gene GAL1). Gene Ontology annotation, molecular function: galactokinase activity; ATP binding. The coding region runs from base 1 to 1515 and encodes 504 amino acids. Lineage: Eukaryota; Fungi; Ascomycota; Pichiomycetes; Serinales; Debaryomycetaceae. Gene Ontology annotation, cellular component: cytoplasm; cytosol. Gene Ontology annotation, biological process: carbohydrate phosphorylation; galactose metabolic process. The record is from RefSeq and is a predicted model, not a curated record. The transcript has a single exon.